This is a messenger RNA of Psammomys obesus (fat sand rat), 3115 nucleotides long. It is a transcript of the gene Ddx52, whose product is annotated as DExD-box helicase 52. The record is from RefSeq and is a predicted model, not a curated record. The transcript is spliced from 15 exons. Gene Ontology annotation, molecular function: nucleic acid binding; RNA helicase activity; ATP binding. Lineage: Eukaryota; Metazoa; Chordata; Mammalia; Rodentia; Muridae. The coding region runs from base 13 to 1815 and encodes 600 amino acids. Gene Ontology annotation, biological process: maturation of SSU-rRNA. Gene Ontology annotation, cellular component: 90S preribosome.
UUCUGGGUAAAGAUGGAUUCCUAUGAUCUGUUUCGCCGGCUCGGUGCCGGCGCCAAGUUCGACGUGAAGCGGUUCUCGGCAGAUGCUGCUCGAUUCCAGGUAGGAAAAAGGAAAUAUGGUUCUGAAUCUUCGGAGGUGCUGAAGGGACUAGACGUCUUUGGAAACAAGAAGUCUGUUUCAGAUGAGAGUGGAGCAUUACAAAUACACCAAGAGUUCCAAAAUGAGGAGAAAACAGAAGGGGGCCUGUUGGAAAGGACUAAGGAGCCCAAGAAGAAAAAGAGAAAGAAGAUGAUUGCAGAUACAGAAAUUCCUGCUCAAGAAGAUUUUGACACUACUAUACAGUGGACGUCCUCUGUGGAAGCAAAGAUUCAAGAUACAAAAGCCAAAGAUGAAAAGAAACUAACCUCAGGAAAGUUGGAACACCUCAGAAAGGAAAAGAUCAACUUCUUCCGGAACAAACACAAGAUACAUGUCCAAGGAACUGAUCUUCCUGACCCAAUUGCUACAUUUCAACAACUUGAUAAAGAGUAUAAAAUCAGUUCUCGAUUGCUCCAGAACAUCCUAGAUGCAGGCUUCCAAGCACCCACGCCGAUUCAGAUGCAAGCCAUUCCCGUUAUGCUGCAUGGUCGGGAACUUCUGGCUUCUGCUCCUACUGGAUCCGGGAAGACUUUGGCUUUUAGCAUUCCCAUUUUAAUGCAUCUGAAACAACCCACAAAUAAAGGCUUUAGAGCCCUGGUUAUAUCCCCCACUCGAGAACUUGCCAGCCAGAUUCAUAGAGAAUUAAUUAAAAUAUCUGAGGGUACAGGAUUCAGGAUACAUAUGAUCCACAAAGCUGCAAUAGCAGCUAAAAAGUUUGGACCUAAAUCAUCUAAGAAGUUUGAUAUUCUUGUGACUACUCCAAAUCGACUCAUCUACUUGUUAAAGCAGGAUCCACCAGGGAUAGACCUAACAAGUGUUGAGUGGCUGGUAGUUGAUGAGUCGGACAAACUGUUUGAAGAUGGGAAAACUGGGUUUAGAGAGCAGCUGGCCUCCAUUUUCCUGGCCUGUACAUCCCACAAAGUCCGAAGAGCAAUGUUCAGCGCAACUUUUGCAUAUGAUGUUGAGCAGUGGUGUAAGCUCAACCUGGACAAUGUCAUUACUGUGUCCAUUGGAGCAAGGAAUUCUGCAGUCGAGACUGUUGAACAAGAACUUCUCUUUGUUGGUUCUGAGACUGGAAAACUUCUGGCCAUGAGAGAACUUGUUAAAAAGGGUUUCAGUCCACCUGUUCUUGUUUUUGUUCAGUCAAUUGAGAGGGCUAAAGAACUUUUUCAUGAGCUCAUAUAUGAAGGUAUUAAUGUGGACGUCAUUCAUGCAGAAAGAACACAGCAGCAGCGAGAUAACACAGUCCACAGCUUCAGAGCUGGAAAAAUCUGGGUUCUUAUUUGUACAGCCUUGCUUGCAAGAGGGAUUGACUUUAAAGGCGUAAACCUGGUCAUCAAUUAUGAUUUCCCAACCAGCUCAGUGGAAUACAUCCAUAGGAUAGGUCGAACUGGAAGAGCAGGGAAUAGGGGAAAGGCUGUUACAUUUUUCACUGAAGAUGAUAAACCCUUACUAAGAAGUGUUGCCAAUGUUAUCCAGCAGGCUGGUUGUCCUGUGCCUGAAUACAUAAAAGGUUUCCAGAAACUACUAAGCAAACAAAAGAAAAAAAUGAUUAAGAAACCAUUGGAAAGGGAGAGCAUUAGUACAACUCCAAAAUAUUUCUUAGAGCAAGCCAAACAGAAAAAGAUUGCUGGCCAAAACAGCAAGAAGAAAGAAACUCUUCAAGAGAAAAGUUAAAAAUAGCUUCCUUAGAAGGCUGUAUCCACAGUGUAAUUAUGAGCCCAGCAUGAAUUCUCAUGGAAUACUUACAACCAUCUUUACCAGAUAUUUAAAUCAACAAGGACGUGAGAGAACCAUAUGGUCCUAAUUUAGCGGUGCACCAAGCUUCACGCUGUAGGUGGAAUGUAUACAAUGAAAGUAGCCUGCGUUGACACUUCUGCCUGAAUCCAGAGGGAUGCUUCUAAUAGAAGAACAAGAGCCCAUGUUAAACAACACCCUAGUGGGGUGAACUCGUAAGGAUUUUGCCCUUCAAGUCUGAAGGAAAGUGUGAUGCUUGCUGUGGAGAGGCAUCUGGAAGGAGACUUUAAAAUAAAAGCUUGAGUUUGAGGCACCAUCCACACUUGUGUCAUGGAGAGCGGAGUGUGUGUGGGAUGCAGACAAGAGCAGCUACACAGGCCAUCCACCAAGGAGACGCUCUUGCUGCCGGUAGUGCUUCUUCGUUAAUGGCCUUUGUGGUGUCAGCAGUUCCACAUCUGUGGUUUUCCAAGUUCCUGAGGAUUGGAACUGCAAUCUGUUGAAAUUUAUACUGCUACUGCCCCGGGGAGGAAGCUCAUACUUAGCUGUCACAGUGAGAUUCUGUCACUGUAAGAUUAUCAGCCUCUCCCUUCCUGACUUCAUUCUCCAUCAUUUAACCCUGUUCUUUCCAUCUCUUUCCACUCAAGAUGAUUUUGCUUGAAAGCUGAUAACAGUGUUUUAUCCUGAUAAGGAAGAACAUUCCUGUUACAUGAUACAUCUGGCUUCAUUUUCUCAGAGGCUUAUCUUUGCAGAGGCCUGAUGGCCUUCAUCCACCCUCUGCCAAAGGAGUGUGACGAUGUGCAGACCAAGGCAAUGUACAGUGUGCAGGUUUUGCCUAGACACUUGUUUUCUACAGUGGACUAAGAAAAAAAAAAAAAGGCUUGGUCCAGUUGAAGCGGUUGGGACUGGUGCCUAGAGUUGCAUGGGAUUCAUGCUGCCAUAGGACUGCGGUGCGGGUGACUGCCAGCACCUGCCUCAGCCCCUUUUCUCUCAGCAGGUGACGCCUCAUCCUAAAAUCAGCACAGGAGACCUUUUUAAUGUGUUUGUCUUGAGAAGGGAGCUCUAUAGCCCAGACUGGCCUGGAACUCACAGCAAUCUUCCUGUUUCGGCCCUUUACUACUGAGAACACACAUAUGAGAAAAGACUAUCUUGAAUUUUUCAUCAGAAUUUAUUUAAAUAUAUUGAUUGCUCCAGAGAGUUAAAUAAAUGAAUAAAUAAAUAAAUAAAUAAAUAAAUAAAUAAA